Caenorhabditis bovis is the source of this 1269-nucleotide messenger RNA. Lineage: Eukaryota; Metazoa; Nematoda; Chromadorea; Rhabditida; Rhabditidae. The record is from the annotation of a GenBank genome assembly.
AUGUUUCCUUCCGAUAAGGAGACGUCGGGACGGACAACGUUCGAAAGUCGCAAUCGGAAGAAACGCAUUGCCUAUGUUGCGGCAACAAUUCUCAUGGCAAUCGUUCUCCUUCUCUUAAUUGGAUUAAUCGUUUGGGGUGGAUUUUACCUUUAUCGACACUAUGUGACAGAUGUUAAUGAUAAGCGCGAAAGCGAUGAAUACUUGAGAAAGCUGGUCAGACAGGUUAACGACUCGCCUGAAACGACAUGGAAGGCGAAAUUUAACAAAUUCGGCGUUAAAAAUCGUUCAUAUGGCUUCAAAUACACCCGUAAUCAAACUGCUGUCGAGGAAUAUAUGGAGCACAUUCGGAAAUUUUUCGAAUCCGAUGCGAUGAAACGACAUUUAGAGGAAAUUGAAAAUUACAAAGAUGAAGAUUUGCCGAAAUCGUUUGACGCCAGAUUGAAAUGGCCUCAAUGCCCCUCAAUUUCCAAUGUGCCAAAUCAAGGAGGAUGCGGAAGUUGCUUUGCGGUUGCUGCAGCUGGAGUGGCUUCCGAUCGAGCAUGCAUUCACUCAAACGGCACAUUCAAAGCACUUCUUUCCGAGGAAGAUAUUAUUGGAUGUUGUUCCGUUUGUGGAAAUUGCUAUGGCGGAGAUCCAUUGAAAGCAUUGACGUAUUGGGUGAAUCAAGGAUUGGUGACUGGCGGCCGCGAUGGAUGUCGUCCGUAUUCAUUCGACAUUUCAUGCGGCGUCCCUUGCUCGCCGGCAACAUUUUUCGAAGCUGAAGAGAAACGCACGUGCAUGCGACGAUGUCAAAAUAUCUAUUAUCAGCAGAAAUAUGAGGAAGACAAGCAUUUCGCGACGUUUGCGUACUCGAUGUACCCGCGUUCGAUGACAGUGUCCGCAGAUGGAUCGAGUAGAGUCAAAGUGCCAACUGUCGUUGGAUACUUCAACGAAAAAGCCGGAACCCCGCUGAACACCACCGAAUAUCGAAAUGUGAUUAAGAAGGAGAUUGCGCUUUACGGUCCCACCACGAUGGCAUUUCCAGUGCCCGAAGAGUUUUUGCAUUACUCGAGCGGCGUCUUCCGGCCGUACCCGAUUGAUGGGUUCGAUGAUCGCAUUGUUUAUUGGCAUGUGGUGCGACUCAUCGGUUGGGGUGAAGCCGACGACGGCUCGCAUUAUUGGUUGGCUGUCAACAGUUUUGGUCGGCAUUGGGGCGACAACGGAGUCUUCAAAAUCAACACGGAUGCAAUGGAAAAAUACGGUUUAGAAUACGAGACUGCCGUCGUCUAA